This is a messenger RNA of Cyanidioschyzon merolae strain 10D, 2949 nucleotides long. RefSeq lists its product as hypothetical. The record is from RefSeq and is a predicted model, not a curated record. Lineage: Eukaryota; Rhodophyta; Bangiophyceae; Cyanidiales; Cyanidiaceae. The coding region runs from base 1 to 2949 and encodes 982 amino acids. The transcript has a single exon.
AUGAACUCUGAACUGGAUCAACGGGACACCGCCUUCUCCAGAGACGAAUUCUCUUUACUUUUGGCGGAACCCGCGCUGAAGAGCCUAGAGCAGCGCUGCACCGACUCUGAGCUGCGAGAGUGGCUCUCGCUUCUUGUCGCACACUACCGAACUACUGAGUACCCCGAGCCAAGGUUUCUCGAUGAUACGCUGGAAACGCUACGACGAUGUAUAGCAAAUGCCGUUGAAGAGAAUAGAGAGGCGCAACUGCCAGAGGGUGAUAUUUACGAUAGCGCUGGGGAAACGGCUGGGCCGCUCGCUCUAGAGUUGCUGCUAUCAAGCCUCGAUCUCAUUGCCAAGUCGGUUCUGAAAAAUGCAGCUCUCGAAAUGCCAAGAGACCACGGAACAAGCGAGGCGUCGGAUCGAUCAGCCGCGUCAAAAGCUGCUGGAAAACACGCUAGUGCCGUUCGUUCAACGGCAUCCACUGCGCUGAGGCUCUUGAGCGGCCUCUUCUCUGCAGACGAUUCCCGCGUGGGGCCUGCCACCAGUGACGCGCCCAGCGAAAGCGCGUUGCAUGUCCUUCUACACAAGUUGCCGUGCUUGUUACAGCUCGUUGCCGACGGCUACCGUGCAAAUCCCGCGCUCUACCGCCGCUGCAAGUCCUUUGUGAAUAGUUUUCUAGCGGAACACCUCACCGCGUAUAGUUGUGCUUUAUGUAUCGCUAGUGCGGAUAUUUCGGAAGGAAAUGUUCUUCCAACGUCAGCUUCGCUCGGUUUUCUCGAAAGCAUCAUCAAGCUGAGCACCGGAUCCGAUACUGUGCCUCCAGCUGUUCUCUGCGCUUGUAUCAGUAAGCUGACGACUGCGAUUGCGCUUGAGCAAGCGCAACAGGGACAAGCAUCGUCCCGGAACGCUGGAGCGAGCCAGUCAAUACUUACGGAUCCUUCGCUAUCAACGUUGCCUCGUGCUGGACUAGCGCUAUCUGAGGUGGCGAGCGGGAAGGCAUCGAACGCUCCCAUGGCUAAUUCGAAGGCGCUAGCAGCUGAGCACAGGCAAAGUGCGCUCCAGAGUCGCGAGCAGCGUCGUGUGCUCGCUGUGUUUCUCGCUGGCGUUAGCGCCGAAAAUUUGAAACGCCUACAGAACCUCCAUGGACAUGCGCUCAUCGUGCUGCAGUUGUGGAUUGAUCACAUCAAGCCCAGUGACUUGGCCGCGGAUGAAAUGCUCUCAGCAUUCUCCAUGCUCAUGGAUGCUACGAUUCGGUACUAUCGAGAGCCAGUGUGCCCGCUGCUGCUUCUGCAAGCAGUGCAAAGUUUCGUGUAUCGCUGUUCUUCAGAGAGGGCCAAGUAUCCUCUAACUUUUCUUGAUCGUAUUCGCGCGGCAAUUGAGACGGUCAUCGGAAUUGCCGGUGAGGACUGGCAACCGCUGGGCGCCCGCGAUCCACAGCAGACGCAACAUGAGCGCAGCGUGCGAUUCGCGUUUUCCAGCCUCGGGUUGGAGUUCCUGACUGCGUAUGCGAUUCCUCUCGUCGAGGCCGUCUUUCGCGAGGACAAGACAAUGCGGAGGAAGCUCAUCAGUGCAAUAAGCGUAGUAGCAUUGCGCAUUCUCAAGGCUCCAUCGCCGGAAGACCCCGAAAACACGCCGCCGGCAAUCGUCAGGGAGCUGACGGCGGCAUUGGACCCGAGGCUGCACAGCUUAGGUCGGGGACUUGACGCUAUGGCCUACGACUGUGACAUUCAAAUUUAUGCGGAUGUAGCAGCGGGCUGGAGACCUUGUUUCGAGGGAGACCUGCAGGUCGCGUACAAAACCAGGGCCGCUCUGCUCAUCUACAAACUUUUAGAACCGUCCAUGUUGGAUGAUUUCGGAAAUGAAGUCACUGAAUCCAGUGAAUCUGGUGGGCGCUCCCAAUGGCGAGUGAAGGACUUGCAGGAGCGACUCGUUUCCGCGUUUGAAGACAUCGCCUUUUUUCGCUUUAAGAAUCGAAUGAUGCUGCUUCUGCUUGGUCAAAGCCUGGGGGCAAUUUUUCGACAUAGUGACUCGCUCCAGAUCGCUCUCAUCGGUGAAAGCAGCACCCGCAACCAAAGCCAGUCGGUAACCACAGCGGCACUGUUCCAGGCGCGAGACGUAUCCGCCGAUGAAGCGCGCUCCCUGCGGCGCAUCGCUUUCAUGCUCUUUCAUAGUCGCGUGGGUGAAUUUACGUCCCAAAGCCGGUCUCUACUGCGCAGAAUUGAAUCCGACUGGCGCAAAAAUGACGCGAAGGUGUCCGCGGCCUGUUUCCUGCUCCUUCGUGUCAUGCUUCUGCGCUUUCCGCCCGAGCAUCUGCUUGGCUCGCGGGCGACACUCUUGUCAGAAACCUUACGCAUAUUACGUGGUGCAACGGGAGAACCCAUUGCUGCUCUUGGCGCUAUCAAAUUCGUGGAUCAGCUCCUUUUGCUGAAUAUGCCCGAAUUCAGCUAUGUGCUACCCAUGUUCUUGGCAAUCGAACCUUAUGCCGACGGAUUCGCGCCCGAGCCUUUGCUUUCCAGGGGCAUAUUUGCGGAAAACGAGCCAUUCAGGAAGCCUGCGCAGAGCAUCGGCACGCUCUUGCCUCCGUACGCUGUUGGCCAGAGCGCGAAGCGUCAGGGAAAGCCGAUUCUCGUCGAACUGGCCGCAGGCGUCGAGGACUUUGGUGAUGCACUGCCCCCCGAGGCCGGUAGACCUAUCCGAAUAGAUCCUCAGCGGUUUCUAAGAUCGAGGCAAAAUCACUUAUCAGUCAGUGCAAAGGAGACUCCCCAGUCCUCGAGGAGUGUAUCGCCCACUGAGGCGCUACGAGCUCUUCGUAGUUAUGCGCUGCACCUGGAGUCUUCCAACGAGCAACGUCGUUGCGUCUAUAUCUUAGCCCUUUGCUAUGUGCGUGCUACCAGGAACCAGAGAAGAGAACUCGAUUCUGAUAUGAAUUCUACCGCUUUCCAGGUGCUCUUGGAGGGAAUCGUCUAG